Messenger RNA from Drosophila biarmipes, 372 nucleotides. RefSeq lists its product as uncharacterized. The record is from RefSeq and is a predicted model, not a curated record. NCBI's taxonomy places the organism in Eukaryota, Metazoa, Arthropoda, Insecta, Diptera, Drosophilidae. Gene Ontology annotation, molecular function: serine-type endopeptidase inhibitor activity. The coding region runs from base 46 to 276 and encodes 76 amino acids. The transcript is spliced from 2 exons.
UCAUUAUUUAGUUGGUGAAUAUUCCUAAAGGCCAAAGCUUCAACAAUGCACACUUUAUAUAUCACCUGUUUGCUUGUAGCCCUACUCGGUUAUGUCAUGGGAGCAAAUGUGCGUUGUACCCAAAAAGGUGGAGUGUCGGGAAGUUGUAAAAAGCUCAUCAAGGGGUAUAUGUAUAGUGCGCCGAAGAGAAGUUGCUUUUCCUUGCUUCUUAAAGGCUGCGAGACUUAUGGAAAAUUCUUCGACACCAAGAGCGACUGCGGAGAGUGCUUGAUAUGAUUCCUAUAGUAACUAUAUCCCAAACUUGGGGGUUUUUUAUUUUAAUAACUAAAAUAAAAAUACAUUUGAAAGGCAAAGUGUCUUCAUGCACUUAAA